GUUUAUUUGUGUAGUCGCUAGUCAGCUACUAACUUCAGUGCGGUGCGCUUGAGCGCAGGCGGAUUUGUUGUGCAAUAAUAAAACGUAUACCGCCAUGUUUCGUUACACGAUUGUGUUUCUUUGCGCGAUAUUAGUGCUAACUAAUGUAGAGUUUAUACAAGCUGGAAGAUUCGGCAGCGGAGGCGGUAGCAGAUCGGGUGGAUUCUCAGGCGGUGGAAGACAUUCCUAUCCUAGUUCUGGUGGUCUCUCCGGUGGUGGUGGGGGCCGCCAUAGCUAUCCAUCUUCUGGUGGAUUAAGUGGAAAUAGCGGUGGUAGUCACAGUUAUCCGAGCGGCGGAGGAAGUCACAGUUAUCCAAACAGCGGUGGAAGUCACGCUUACCCCAAUAGCGGAGGACAUAAAUACCCACCAUCAACAGGCAAUUCGGGAAGUCACACUUAUCCUAACUCUGGUUCAGGCCUGUCUGGCUCGAACAACCACGGGUACAAUAACAGAGGUGGCUCGAGCGGAGGCACUACCAACAUUCAUCACCACUACCAUUACAAUCCUCCUCAGCAAAUACACUACGCGUCGCCUCAUGGCGGUCCGGCGAUGAGCUACCCCGUCUAUCGUGGAACUCCCCCUAGUUACGUGUACCAGUACAAAGAUUCCGGAAGCAAAUACAGUUCUUUGUUGGCUGGACUGGCAUUGUUCAACCUUGGAGCCCUCGCUGGUGGCGUUGCCGGCUAUGGCAUAGGACAUCAUUCAUCCUCAAACAACAACAACAACAACUACCAAAAUUACAAAGCACAACCCGGCGAAGUAUGCUUAUUCGGCAUCAAGAAAGAUAACGGAGACUUCGAAGAAACCAGGAUAGACUGUCAGCUGAUUAGUAGCUUUAUUUACGCCGAACAGGCUAAACAACAACAGCCACAGAAUUCUCAGAAUCAAACCACCGUUACAACCACCGUGACGAAUACGACCAUCGUUAAUGCGACCAACCCUCAGGAUACGCCUUCUUACGUAUUAUCGCCAAACGGUACUCUGGUGACGCCCGGAGCGGCACCAGACGCUGGCAACGUGACUAAUGGGGCUCCAGCCACCGGUGGAACUGUGACGUCAUCCGUGACCGUCACGACCACCAACACGACCGUCAACGCUGUGGACGUCAAGGGAGCACCGAUCCAAGUCACACCCGGAAUGCAGUGUUACGUUAUGAGGAAAACACCUAGUUCUAGAAUGAAGCAUGAAGUGCCAUGUGGCCUUCUACAGACUUACGCAGAUAAAUCAAUAAAACGUAAUUCAGCUGCUCGAAAUGUACCAGCAUUUACUAUUUUAGCUGUAAUAUUUGCUGUGUUUGUUGCAUAUUAAUUUUAAAGAUCUGAUUAGAAUUUGUUACUUUCUCUAUUUGAUAAAUUUUAUACAAGUGCGCAAUGCCAAAUAAAAAACGACUUAAGACUUUGUAUAACUUCAACAAAAUGGAUACUUCUAAACACGUACCUAAUUAAAGUUUGUAAUACAAUGUUGACAAACAUAAAAGUUGAUAAACGUUUUAGUAGGUAAUUUAUUGCACUCAGUACUACCUAUACCUAUCUUUUAACACAAUAAAGCAUUUUCACUUACUAUGUCAGAAUGAUGAUAGAGUAGGUACUAACAUGUUUUAAAAUCGGUUUUUUAGUUUGAUAUAAUUAUUUGCGCGUGUUGCGCCGCGCCGACCCGCCAAGUCAUAUAAUAUGUUCACAUUAUUUUGUUAUAAUAUAAGGCGACAUAAUCUUAAAAGGGUUUUAAUUGCUCAUAAUUUAAUUUUUCUUUUUUUCUUUAACUGAUUUGGUCAAUUGAGCUAUGUUAGAUAUCAUGUUUGAUAGUUGUGUUAUGUGUAUUGUAUGACUAAUUAUUCAGAUAAAUCAAGACAUUGUGGUGACAGGUACUUAAAUUUUUAGUAACAUUUUUCCAAUACAUUUGCAACUGUGUGGCGUCAGCACAUAUUGUCAGUGAUGUCUUUUGUAUUAUUGUAAAGAUCAUUUAAUGCUCAAGCACAGUCUACCAACUUUUUUUAUAAACAUCAGAAAUGUAUUUAGAGUGGAUUCCACUACAAAAUUAAACUGAAGAUGAUUAAUCACCAAGUGAAUAUUACUUGUAUUAAAGUAAGUAGAAAUAAGACUAAUUAUUGUGAUAAUUGCCUCGUUUGGUCUCUAGUAUCAUGGGAGUCCUAACUAAUGUAAUUGUUUUAAAAGCAGACGUACCUUUUAUCGAUUUUCCUACACACCUUUUUUAACUUUUAUGAAGGUUCAGCACGAAAUGUCGACCUUUUAAUUUGACCGACUUAGCACUUUACUAGUACUUUACAUACUAUUGUCACGUCGGCACAAAACUCAAUUUAUUACGCGAAAAUGUAUGCUCUCCUUUGUGUGAUCUCAUUGAAACAUCCGUUCAAAUGUAAUGAAUAAUGACAUGUGAUUACGAUGGGACCCAAAAUUUUUGUAUUUUGUUCAAUAAAAGUGCCUUUUACCGUUA
This is a messenger RNA of Cydia splendana, 2491 nucleotides long. Its product is annotated as epsin-like. The transcript has a single exon. Lineage: Eukaryota; Metazoa; Arthropoda; Insecta; Lepidoptera; Tortricidae. The record is from RefSeq and is a predicted model, not a curated record. The coding region runs from base 95 to 1348 and encodes 417 amino acids.